AUGGGCCUCGACAUCACCAAGGGCGCCCUCAAGCCCGCCAGCAAGCCCAAGACCAAGCCCAAGCCCGUGCACCACUUCCCUCACUCGCCCUCGCCCCCGACCCCGUCCUCGUCCUCCUCCCACCGCGUCACCGGCACCCCACACUCGCCCGCCGCCACCGCGCCCGCCUCGCUCGCCUCGCCGCAAGUGUUCACGCCCCGCAUCAAGCAGACGGCGAAGCGCGGGCGGCGUCCCGGCGCGCCCGUCAAGGGGCGGCGCCUCGUCAACGAGGAGGACGCGCUCGAGGCGGGCAGGGCGCACCAGGGCUCGCUCGGCGCCGCUGCGCAGGACUCGACCUGGGACUACGGUGUGCACGGCGAGUCGGCGAGGGGCAGGCAGGACGAGAGCGUCGCCGAGUCGCCGCGCAUCGUCGUCGACGCGACGGCGAGCGACUCGAGCGGCUCGGGCGGCUCGGACAGCGAGCUCGAGGCGCACCUCAACGGGCCCGACUCGCCCUGGUUCCGCCAGCACGCGUCGGUCGUCACCGCUCCCGUCGGCCAGGGCGGCAGGCGCUUCGGCCAGCCGUCGGCGUCGACCUCACGCUCGUCCGCCAUCUUCGCCGCUCGCCGCGACCCGUUCGACUCGGCCCAGGACUACAGCCCUCUCGAGCACCAGCAGGGGUCGGCGUCGUCGGGCGCCGGGCUCGAGGUCGACGUCGACAAGGAGGAGAUGACGCCCGAGCCGCAGGCGACGCAGGGCCAGGGCCAGGGCAGCUCGAGCCCGGCCUCCCAGCUCGAGAGCCCGGCUCCGACCGUCUUCGACGGCUACGCGCGCAAGGAGAAGGCGCGCGAGCAGGAGCAGGGGCAGGGCGACGGCGGCGGGCCGUGCGAGGGUCCGGUCGGCGGCGAGGUAGGCGUCACGGGCAGCGCGUCGCCCGACGUACCGCUGUCGCACAAGCGCCGCAUUGACGACGUCCUUGACGACGAGGCGGACGAGCUCGAGGGCAGGCGCAAGCGCGCCGAGACGGUCGACGAGGACGAGCUCGACAACUACGACGACAACCGCACCCUGUCCUUCCUCGGCGACUCGCAGGACGGCGGCUCCGCCUCGCCCGACCCUCGCGCCGGCACCUCGUUCUCCCAGCGCACCCUCGGCUCGCGCUCGACCACCCUCAUCGAGACGUUCCUCCGCAGCGACACGCCCUACCACGAUGACGACGGCGACGAGGCGUUCGAGCGCGACGAGUCGCCCCUGGCGGCGAGCGAGGAAGGGCGCGGGCGUCGCCAGAGCACGCCGUUCCCGCUCGGCAACGGCGACGGCGACACCGGCAGCGGCGGGCAGCGCUCGUCGUCCUUCUCGCCCGCGCCCGCCGAGCACCCGAGCUCGUCGUCGCUCGAGCAGGCGCAGCCGGCGCCCGCGCCUGCGCCGCGCCGCACCCGCACGGUCCUCCCGCCGUCGCUCGCCGAGCACUACGGCGCCGAGGUGACGCACCCGCACUACCACCACGCGACGCUCCUUGCCGCGUCGGCCGGUGCAGCGUCGCAGCAGGAGCGCGAGGACGGCCCGCUCAGCUGGGACGAGGAGAAAGAGGGGUUCGUGCGCCGGUUCGCGGCGGUGACGGAGCAGGUCGGCGAGCUGUUCGACCGCCAGGCGUCGCACUUUGCCGCCAUCGCCCACGAGCUCGAGCAGCACGGCGAGCGCCUCGCCGCGACGGCGCACAAGCUCGACGAGACCAAGGAGCGCGUGCGCGAAUGGGGCAAGCCCAUGUUCGAGGCGGCGAGGGGCGGCGGCGAGCAGCGUGCGGCGGUGGCGGCGGCGGCGGGGGACGAGGGAGAGUGCGAGGGCGGGGAGGAGGUCAAGGGGAAGGCGGUCGAGGAGGGCGACAAGGGCCAGGACGGCGCCGAGGUGGCGACGACUGACGAGAAUGGCGAGGCGUGA
This is a messenger RNA of Rhodotorula graminis WP1, 1917 nucleotides long. RefSeq lists its product as uncharacterized. NCBI's taxonomy places the organism in Eukaryota, Fungi, Basidiomycota, Microbotryomycetes, Sporidiobolales, Sporidiobolaceae. The coding region runs from base 1 to 1917 and encodes 638 amino acids. The record is from RefSeq and is a predicted model, not a curated record. The transcript is spliced from 3 exons.